This is a messenger RNA of Pelmatolapia mariae (spotted tilapia), 2656 nucleotides long. RefSeq names its product P2Y purinoceptor 14-like. The transcript has 4 exons. Gene Ontology annotation, biological process: G protein-coupled receptor signaling pathway. Bases 28 to 1038 code for a protein of 336 amino acids. Gene Ontology annotation, cellular component: membrane. Gene Ontology annotation, molecular function: G protein-coupled purinergic nucleotide receptor activity. The record is from RefSeq and is a predicted model, not a curated record. NCBI's taxonomy places the organism in Eukaryota, Metazoa, Chordata, Actinopteri, Cichliformes, Cichlidae.
AUCGAGGAGAGUUGAGGCCAGAGAAAGAUGAGUGGAGUGGCCUCAUUCAACAACAGCUCUUCAUUUUCCAAUGAGACAGAAAGCUGUAAUCCAGUCACCACCGUGUCCCAUCUCUUCUUCAUACCCAUCCUUAGUUUGGUGUUUCUGGUGGGUUUACUUCUCAACAGCUUCACCAUGAAGUUUUACUUCUGCCGAGCUCAUCAUCGGGUAUCCAGCAGCCUGACGGUCUACCUGAAGAACCUGACGGCCGCUGACUUCCUGCUCUGUCUCAGCCUGCCCAUCCGCAUCACCAACUACGCCAGUGCGUCCGUCACCAUCCAUGUGCUGUACUGCAGCAUCGGGGCUUCUGCACUCUUCCUCAAUAUGUACGCCAGCAUCCUCUUUAUGGGGUACAUCGCUGCCAACAGGUAUCUAAAAAUUGUUCAUCCUUCAGGAACUCACGUCCUACAGACGGUACGAGCCGCCCACAUCAUUUCCGGGGUCACCUGGGUAUUCCUCCUGAUCCCUGCGAUCGUUUACAUCAUCCUCUUUAUCAUCGCCCAGAAUCUGACCUCUAAGUCCACCCACUGCGAUUUCCAGGUCAACCUGCUGGAUAAAAUAGUCCACGUCAGUGCAAUCAUCAUCUUUAUGUUGGUCCUCGUAUCCCUGGUCUUCUUCUACCACAGCACCUCCCGCAGGGUGUUGCUGGCACAGCAGAGGCAGCCGACCUCCUCGGGCUCCAGAAAGUUAGUGAAGUCUCGCAGGAACAUUUUAGUGCUGGUCAGCAUCUUCUGUGUUUGCUUCGUCCCGUAUCACCUGGUGCGACUUCCCUAUACUUUUCAGUGGAACUGCUCUGUGAAGCUGAUGCUAUACAACCUGAAGGAAGCGACGACAAUAGUGUCAGUUCUCAACAUCUGUCUGGAUCCGCUCGUUUACUUUUUCCUUUCUAAGGCUUUUCGGGCCCAGGUGAGGAGGAGGACGCUGUCCAGGAAGAAACGGGCCGACGUCCGACAAAUGAACAAGGAAAGCGAGAGCAGCGAGGAGCAGCAACAAGCCUAACCAGUGAACUGUGAAGAAACAUUCAGCCUUUUAUAACACGCUCAGAUUUGCUAUUUGUUUUUAACCUCGAACACUCGACGUGGUGCCAGCGAUCAGUGUCUGAAAGACUGAUUCAAACUUUUAAAAGAACCAAGAGGACGUUUGAUUGAGUGUUUUAUUUUAAAGGAUAAAUGAAAGGACAUUAUGUCCUUAUUGCUUUUGCUUUUUAUAAUAUAAUACCUGCAGGUUUUCUAAAUGUUAGUUUAUAGUUUUAUUUCAUUUUGUUUUGCUCUUAGAAAACAUUUAAAGUUUAUAAGGUCACGUGUGCACUGAAUCCUCCCUCCAGUAAUCCUGAGCUGCUUCUUCUUCAUUCACUUUGUGUUCACACAGCAGCACUGUACUUAUUAAACCCUGGCUCUGUGUGCGCUGUGUCUUUUGUCUUAGUUGUAUAUAAAGAUGUUUGUAUGUCUGUGGCAUGUCUGAGUCUGUGCUGCCUCUCACUGUGAAAACAAACAGGAAAUGGGUCAGAGUGGAAGUGUGGCCACUGUGUGCGUGUGUGUCAGAGUGCAGAGUGGAAGUGUGGCCACUGUGUGCGUGUGUGUGUGUGUCAGAGUGGAAGUGUGGCCACUGUGUGUGUGUGUGUGUGUGUGUGUGUGUGUGUGUCAGAGUGCAGAGUGGAAGUGUGGCCACUGUGUGUGUGUGUGUGUGUGUGUGUGUGUGUGUGGAGUGAUUGGAUUCGUUCCAGUUUUGAAGCAUUUAAAGGCCUCUGUGUCAGAGAUUUUCACUGAUCGAUAAAUUCCACAAACUCCCAGCAUGCAGUGCAGCGCUGUAGUGGCUGAUAGUGACAGGAGGGACAGCUGUGAAACCAGAACAUUCAAAUUAAAUCUCAGAUCAAAUCAGUUCUGUUCAGCUCGAGUUGACCAGCUGACUGACGACAGGUAAUGUAGCCCUGAGCCUUUGGGAACAACGUGCAGAUCAAUCAGAGAUCCGGUUUGUGGUCCACAUUUAUAGAUCAGGCUAAAGUUUCCCUUCAGCAGGGAGGAUGAAAUGUUGCAGAGACGGGACAGUUGUCAGUGAGUGAUUUUGUGUCAAAAAGAGAUGGUGUGAGAUAAUGUUAGUCCCAGUGAGAGGCUUUUAAAACCAAGUGGAGUGUAGAUACGUGCGUGCAAUCUGUUUACCACAAACUCACGCAACACCUCUGAGUUUUCUGUGGUUGCAUUUUCUUGCCUCUAGCUGUGAACAAACAGGAAAUAAGUCAGUGUGGCCAGAGAGAGUGUGUGUGCGUGUGCGUGUGUGCGUGCGUGUGUGUGCGUGCGUGUGUGUUGGUACUCCAGGUGAGGUCAUCCUAGCAUCUUUCACGCUGCUGGAUUUUCUUCUUAGUAAAAACAAAUUUUUUAAGGACUCAGCGACCUCGAAGCAGCAGGCUCAGCACCACAGCUGCGUCCAGCAUUCACACAGAUGUAAAGUUGUGAUCACGAUGACUGUUGCCGGCUCAGAAUGUGGGAGUCCUGCUGCGGUUCGCACGUGUGAACAGCCUCACACUCCAACGUGGUGUCUGUUACAGACACAUCAGAGCUUCGGUUUCAAACACAGGGGCAUUUCUCCUGAGCUGUGUUCUUUUGUCACAGACAAAUAUCAA